AUGGACAAGAGCAAGGGCACGGGCCGGUUCGCCUUUACCAAGAAGCGGGAUUCGGACGUCAAUCUCUCCUCCUCCACGCUGCCACUCAGCACCACCACCACCAGCAGUAGUAGCAGCAGCAGCAGCAGCAGAGUUGGAGGCUGCCCUGAACACCAAUCCCAUGGGGCGGACGAGUCGUGGAAGCAGGCGUACAUCUUUGCCGAAGCCGAUUCAGAGAGCAACAUCGUGUUCAGCGCCACCGAAGAUGGACUGCCGCUCGUCAAGGGAGCGACGGUGCUGAAGCUCGUCGAACGGCUUACUUACCCCACGUACCCAGAUCCGGAAUUCGUGGCGUCGUUCCUGCUCACCUACCGGACGUUUGCUACGGCGCGAGAGGUCCUGCGGCUGCUCGCCGCCCGCUUCAACAUCCCCACGCCCAGCGGUCUCACGGACAAAGCGCUCGCCGACCUCAAGCGCGACUACAUCACCCCCGUGCGGCUACGGGUGAUGAACGUGCUGAAGACGUGGCUGGUGAGUCAUUUCUACGAUUUUGAGGGCGAGCAGAUGGUCAAGGACGUGAAGGAGUUUUUUGAGGCGUCGGUCGUCAACGGCGGCGACCUGGUGAUGGCCAAGGCCGGCGCACAGCUCCUGCGCAUCCUCGAGAGACAGAUGUCCGUCUCUGGUGGCGACCAGUGCGAGGGGAAGGAGGAGGUCAAGAAAUCGCACAUGUUCGACGAGCCGCCACCAACGCCCAUCCUCGGGGACCUCCACACCAAGGACCACCUGGGUAACGGAAACCUGGGCCUGUUGGAUGUGCACCCCGAUGAAAUGGCGAGACAGAUGACCCUCGUGGAAUGUGCAUUCUACAUGCGCAUCAAGUCGUGGGAGUGCCUCAACCAGGCGUGGACCAAGGAGGACAAGAUCGAGCGGGCGCCGAACAUCAUGGCCAUGACGGAGCGAUUCAACAAGGUGAGCGCGUGGGUCGUCACGGAGCUCGUGACCGAGAAGGACGACACCACGCGGGUGGCGCGACUCCAGCGGCUAAUCGAGGUGGCGCACGCGUGCUGCGCGCAAAACAAUUUUCACGGUGGCAUGGAGAUCCUCUCCGGCCUGCUGACCGCCGCCGCCCAUCGCCUCAAGCACACCUGGGCCGUGCAAGGCCUGUUCGAGAGCAUCAAGACCACGCUGUCGAGCGAGAAGAACUACCAGACCCUCCGGACCCACUUGCGCACCAUGUCCGGGCCUUGCAUUCCUUAUCUCGGGAUGUUCCUGACCGAUCUGACGUUCAUCGAGGACGGCACACCCAACGAGCUCCCUGGCGGCCUGAUCAAUUUCGCGAAGCGGCGUAGCUUGGCCCAGGUGAUCCGGGAGAUCCAGCAGUUCCAGCAGUGCCCCUUCAAUUUUGAGGCCGUGCCCGCCAUCCAGAAGAUCCUGGAGAACGCCAAGCCCCUCUCCACCGACGACGCCUACAAGCUCUCCCUCGAGAUUGCGCCGCGCGGGUCGCAGCCACUCUCGCAGAAGCAGAUCAAGGAGAUGCGCUCCCGCUACAAGAAGCUCAUGCGCGAGGGCCGGGCCAGCGGUCCGCGUAGAGAGAGGAACGAGGCGGUGGCGGAAAUUGAGCUCGACAUUCCAGAAGGGUAUCCCUUCGGCCAAAAAGAUGAUCCGAGUAACCUGGUCCUGGAGCAGCGAGAGGGCCGUGUUGUGGUCAAGUACGCCACCUUGGAGAAGCUGGUGGAGCGACUCACGCACGCCCGAUACUCUGACACCACGCUGGUGAACAUGUUCUUGUUGACCUAUCGGUCGUUCGUCACGUCGCACGACCUCCUUACGCUCCUGAUGGCGCGAUUUCGGGUGCCGCUGCCCAAGAACAAGAGCGACGAAGUCCUCUCGGCCUGGCGGAAUCAGACGCAGCGACCCAUCCACUGCCGGGUGUUCAACAUGUGUAAGUCCUGGAUCACUAAGUACCUCUACGACAGCGACGCCGUGCGCGACGAGGCCUUCAUCAACCGAUUCCUCGCAUUCCUCGACGAGAUGUCUGCGGUGGACGACGCCUAUCUGCGAGGCGCGGCGGGUCCUCUCAAGGCCAAGCUGACGGCCAAGGCCACCCAGCUGAGCCUGCAGGCUCAGUACAGCCAAUCGGACACGAGCAUGUCGGAGCAGGCGCCUCAAUCGCCGCAGUCGCAGUCGCAGCCUCAGGCGGCGAGUGCGCCCGGGAGCUCGAUGAUGUCCUUCAGCGUGGAGGAGCUGGCGUCGCAGAUCUGUCUCCUGGACCAGGAGCUCUUCGUUCAAAUUCCGACGUGGGAGUUCUGCGUGCAGGCGUGGAAGAAGAAGAAGGACCGGGGCGUGAUGCCCUGCCUCAAAAUCAGCGCCUUCAACGCCCGCCACGCCGCCCUGACGAAUGCGACCACCACCGUGCCCCAGUUGUUGGCGUGGAUUCAAAGCGAGAUCGUGUCGGGGAAGACCACGCGAGAGCGCAGCGCCCGACUUGGCCACUGCCUCAAGAUCAUCGAGGCACGACAAUUCCCCACCAAAUGCUACGUGCUGGGCGACCUCAACGCCGUGGCCACGAUCGUGAGCGCGCUGCAGUUGCCCGCCAUCUCCUCCAUGACCGCGGUGUGGGCCGGCAUGGCGCCCUACCCGGUCGAGGCGUUCGAGAGCAUGAAGCACGUGGUGCAGUCGUGGUCCAACUUUGCCAGUUUUCAGGAUAAGCUCGCCACCAUGACGCCUACGCUGCCCUACCUAUACACGUACACGUCGCAGCUCAUCUGGCUCGAGAUCCAUUCGUCGGACAGCGUGGCCGGGCUGGUCAACUUUGAGAAGUGGCAAGCGAUGGCCGAGAUCGUGUUGGAGCUCCAGCGGAUGCAGCACAGCCAGGUGCGACACUACCUCGAGAACUAUCCGGUCCUCUCCGCCCAACGCAUCGCCGAGCUCGCCCAGCAGGAACUCAGUGAUGAGCCGCCCGGGACAGCAACAAUUCCUGGAAGGUUCAAACGAGUGACCCACCCCGAGGUUCUGGCGAGCAACCCCGCGCUUCGAACGGCCCUGCGCGAUGUUGUGCUGGGCGACCUUAUGGCCACCUUGGAGCAGAAGAACGCGGAGAUCGUGGCCCUCAAGGAGGAAGUGAGCCAGCUACGCGAAGCCCUCCAACGCAUCACCACCACCGCCGCCACCACCACCACUACCACAGACGGCGAUACAUGA
Acanthamoeba castellanii str. Neff is the source of this 3180-nucleotide messenger RNA. Its product is annotated as RasGEF domain containing protein. Gene Ontology annotation, molecular function: guanyl-nucleotide exchange factor activity. The record is from RefSeq and is a predicted model, not a curated record. The transcript has 26 exons. The coding region runs from base 1 to 3180 and encodes 1059 amino acids. NCBI's taxonomy places the organism in Eukaryota, Discosea, Longamoebia, Acanthamoebidae. Gene Ontology annotation, cellular component: plasma membrane. Gene Ontology annotation, biological process: Ras protein signal transduction; positive regulation of GTPase activity.